AUGGUGUAUUAUUGUGCUGUUGGAUGCUCGAAUGAUUCUCGAUCUGUUAGCAAGGAGCAUGGAAUAGGUUUCCACCGUCUUCCUACGGAAGGUUCUCUCUUGCAAGAGUGGUUAGGAAAAAUAUCCCGAGUUGACUUUGUGGUUACCAAAGAUACUCAGUUGUGUUCCGAUCACUUCGAGCCUGACUGCUUUGAACGUGAUCUUAAAGCAGAACUACUUGGGUUGAAAGCAAAGCGUACAUUGAAGCCGGAUGCUGUACCAACAAUUUUUGUCCAUCGACCAAGGAAAAAGCCUCGACUAUCGUCUGAAAACCGUUCGCAUGACAGGGCAAAGAAAGAGGAGCUAGACUAUAUUGCAUCACUCAACACGACGCAGCAUGUUUCCCCUUUCAAUGUCGUGGAACCUAGUACCUCCACUGAAUGUAAUUCAGCAGCUGCCCCUCAAAAUUCCCAGGGUGUACAUGCAGAACCUGUACCUAGUACCUCAAGUGAAAGUGACCCGGAAGUUGGCUGUCUAAAUACCCAGGGCAUAGAUCAUAGUGAGGUUGCAUUGGAGGGGCCGUUGGUGCAACUUAAUGUAGAACCGCUGAAAGCAAAUCAAAAAAGUGUACCGACACAUAAGUCUACCAGUGAUGUUGGGUGUCAAAUUAACACACGAGGAAUACAACUUACGAUGAAAUUAACCGACUCCCAAAGCACUCAAACUGAUGAAAACUUUUACGGAGAGGAAGUGAUCUUUCCUGAUGAAGGAGGCCCUUCCCAUGAACAGAAAAUCACCUCAAAAGGAUCCAUCUUAUGUACCUUUGGAACUGAUGAAAAGUCACAUCACUCAAACAAUUCACAGUCAGAAACUGAAGACUCAAAAGCUGUCAACCCACAAGAUGAUGUUAAGUUCCUUGUGUUCAAACUAGAAUUAGUUAAGCUUUCUAAAAGAUGCCGAGUGUGGUGCAGGCAUAAAAACAAGGCAUGA
Orbicella faveolata is the source of this 969-nucleotide messenger RNA. RefSeq lists its product as uncharacterized. Lineage: Eukaryota; Metazoa; Cnidaria; Anthozoa; Scleractinia; Merulinidae. The record is from RefSeq and is a predicted model, not a curated record.